Artibeus jamaicensis (Jamaican fruit-eating bat) is the source of this 2187-nucleotide messenger RNA. Its product is annotated as putative caspase-16. NCBI's taxonomy places the organism in Eukaryota, Metazoa, Chordata, Mammalia, Chiroptera, Phyllostomidae. The record is from RefSeq and is a predicted model, not a curated record. The transcript is spliced from 10 exons. Gene Ontology annotation, molecular function: cysteine-type endopeptidase activity. Bases 849 to 1829 code for a protein of 326 amino acids. Gene Ontology annotation, biological process: proteolysis.
GGUGGCUCUAGAGACUGGAGGCUUCCUGUGCAGAAUGAACAGGCCAGUGGAAACCCUCUGCUCCCACGCUCACCUCCAGAGACACGGAGGGGAAGUACAGCGUGCAGGGUCCAAGGGUGGCCCUGACACUCCGCAGCCCUGAGGUAUCGGCUUCUGCAGUGGCUGUCCUGGAGGGUGUGUUCCAGACCCUGGGCUUUGAGAGCUGCUGGAGGAGGGAGGCCUCAGCCCAGGACUUCCUUGAGGAGCUGACUGGGUUCCGGGAACAGCUGGUUGCCCAUGGGGGCCCUCUGGGCUGUAUCCUAGUGGCCUUGGUGGCCCCCGGUGGGCAGCUGAGGCAGCCACAGAAGUUGGUUCGGGAGCUGAGUGGUUGUGAGGCCCUGCGGGGCUGCCCCAAAGUCUUCUUCUUGCUCUCGAGUGCUCCUGGGGCUGCCCCCGAGCCCGGAGCCUUCCUCACUAGCCUGUGUGAACUCUGUGGCCACUGCCCUCACUGGUCGCUGCUGCAGCUGCUGACAGAGCUCCUCCGUCUGCUGGCCAUGCCUCCUAGUCGUCCCUGUCAGCCUCGUGCAGCCCCAGAAUGUCAGUGAUAGCCUUCUUCGCAACUCCCCGAGUCAAGGCUCAUACCUCUGCCCAGACCGGUUUGCCUCGUCCAGGCACUGACUGUUCCAUCAGACUGCAGGUCCCUGGAGGGCAGCAUUGGGAGUGAUUUGGGUCUGGUUUCAACACCCAAAGUUCUCACUGGAUGGUUGAGUGGCCCCGGGUAGUCCUGCAGGGGACCCCAAAGAGACCGUAGUAGCUACGGGACUGGCCGAGUCAUUCCCUGGAGCCAGGGUUCCUGUUCUCUCCCUACCAUGCUCCCAUGGGACGGCCCCAUGAGGGUCCUCUGGCUCCGUCCUCGCCAGGUCUUCUCCAGGACAGCCGAAGAGUCCUCGGGGGUCGUCUACUGCCCAGUCCUUCGGAGCUCCUUGCGGGGGACACUGUGCCUGGGGAACGUGGAGCCCUGGCGGCCUGAGCCAGAACCCAGCCCCAGCGCUCAGUAUGACAUGUCUGGGGACAGGGCUGCCCUCCUCCUUGCUGUGAUCCGGGACCGGCCUGGGGCCCAGCACGAUGUGGAUGCCCUGGGGGGCCUGUGCCAGGCUCUGGGCUUUGAGACCACCCUGAGGACAGACCCUACAGCUCAGGCUUUCCAGGAAGAGCUGGUCCAAUUCCAGGAGCGGCUGGACACCCACAGGAGCCCUGUGAGCUGUGCCCUUGUGGCCCUGAUGGCUCAUGGGGGGCCUCAGGGGCAGCUGCUGGGGGCCGAUGGGCAAGAGGUACAGCCAGAAGUGUUUGUGCGGGAGCUGAGCCGCUGCAGGGCCCUGCGGGGCUGCCCCAAGAUCUUCUUGCUUCAGGCUUGCCGCGGUAGACACAGGGAUGCUGGCAUGGGGCGCACUGCUCUCCCCUGGUUCAGGCGCUGGCUGUGGGCAGCACCAGCCACCCCCUCCCACGCUGAUGUCCUCCAGGUCUAUGCAGAUGUCCGAGGCAGCAGCUUCAGGGGCCGAGCCCCAGGGAGCCGUGACCAAGCAGACGCCCUAGUGGUCUAUGCAGCUGCCGAGGGUAAGGGGGUGGCCAUCCGGAAGCCCCGUGAGACAGGGCCUAGCAGCCUGGCUGGAGGUCUGGAGUGGCUUUGGUGGCAACUGGGGCUUGGCACUUGUGGCACAAGGGUACCUAUCUGGUUGCAAUUAGGCCGUUUUCCUGUUAUGUUUAUUAUUUAUAAUAAUAGUAAUGCUGGUGAGCGUGCAUUGCUGGCUGAUAUGCCACGCGCUAUACCUGCAUCUUUCCCUCCAGGCUGAAAGUUUCAUGAGGGCGGGGCACUUCUGCCUGUACAGGGCCCUGCCCAGUGCCCAGUACAUUGUGUGUUCACAGUGAAUAUGUAUUCACUGCAUAAAUAUCACGCAACAACUUAAUUUAGAAACAAGAAAUUCCUACUCCCUGCCCCAUUCCCUUGCCUUGGGGUCCUGUCUACUUGCCCCCACUUCUACUAUCAGUUGGCCCCUGAGGGUUGGAGGGCAGCUGGUCGGCCAAUCUGACGCUCUGGCCCUGGUCCCCUGGCCUAGGCUAUGUAGCUUAUCGGGAUGAGAAGGGUUCAGACUUCAUCCAGAUGCUGGUGGAGGUCCUCAGAGCUGCCCCCGGGGGAGACCUUCUGGAGCU